AUGAUCGGCGGGGGAAAACAUGGAGACUUAGACUGCCAUUCUCAAACUCAGUAUCAUAAGUUGGCAAUAGUUAAAAGUGAAUCAUUUAUUCAAGUAUAUAAAAAUCCAUCUUAUGAUAUUCGGAAUCGGGUUGAAACUUCACAAGGAAAUGUCAGUUCAUUAUUAAGAUUCCGAAUAGAUAAUGGGGAUAAAGUUUUGGAAAAUCAUUUAAUGACAGCUAAAAAUAAUGCUACUCAUAUUAGUAAAACAUCAACAAAUGAGUUAAUAAAUCAUUGUGGUAAUGAAGUUCUUUCUCUUUUAUUAAAUAGAAUACAUAAGGCAAAAUAUUACUGUGUUUUAUUUGAUGAAACUACAGAUGUAUCUCACAUAUUUCAACUUAGCAUAUUAAUUAGAUAUAUUUAUGAAAAUAUGGUCAGAGAAGAUUUUAUUGGUUUUGUUGAUCUUCAUAAGGACAAUUAUAGUGCAGAUGCUCUUGAUUUUGAUACAGAUAAUGAAAGUAACACAUUGGGUUUACAACAGUCAGAACCAACUAUUACAGGAGAAAUACUUGGUUCAACAGUUGUAAAAAAAUUGAAAAGUGUGAGAUUAGAUUUAUUAUCAUGUGUAGGAAUCGGUUGUGCUGGUUGCAGUGUUAAUAUGUCGACAAUAUGUGGAGCAGCAAUUACUAUACAAAAAUCUGCCAAGAAUGCUAUGAUAUGUCCAUAUGAAGUAAUAAAAGAUUUUGAUAAUAGGUUUUCUAGUGAUAAUAUGCAAUGCUUUAAUCUUAAUUUUUUGAUGCCAUCGAAUCUCAUGAAAUUUUUCAAAAACACUGAACAACUAAAUGAAUCAAUUAAAGACAUUUCUAAUCAAUAUAGUGAAUUAUUUGGUGAAUCUACAUUUUCUAUUGAACAAAAGCUAAAAGGAGAAUUAAAUCUAUUGGAAAAUAAAUUAAAAUCGGAUACUGACCUCACAACUAUAACAUCAGCUAUCACAUUUCUAGACAAGCUUGAUUGUGACUAUUUUCCAGUAUUUUCUUUAUUUAUUAAAAUUCUAAUCCCUCUCCCAAUAUCUAUUGCUACAGCAGAAAGAAGCUUUUCUUCUCUACGUUUACUGAAAACCUGGUUAAGAUCUAGAAUGAGGGAAGAAAGGUAA
Messenger RNA from Myzus persicae (green peach aphid), 1131 nucleotides. RefSeq lists its product as uncharacterized. The coding region runs from base 1 to 1131 and encodes 376 amino acids. The record is from RefSeq and is a predicted model, not a curated record. The transcript has 4 exons. Lineage: Eukaryota; Metazoa; Arthropoda; Insecta; Hemiptera; Aphididae. Gene Ontology annotation, molecular function: protein dimerization activity.